Caenorhabditis remanei is the source of this 948-nucleotide messenger RNA. RefSeq lists its product as uncharacterized. The coding region runs from base 1 to 948 and encodes 315 amino acids. The record is from RefSeq and is a predicted model, not a curated record. The transcript is spliced from 6 exons. Lineage: Eukaryota; Metazoa; Nematoda; Chromadorea; Rhabditida; Rhabditidae.
AUGCUUGUAACACUGCCAAUUAAUAUAUUCGGAGGAUACUGUAUUAUCAAAAAAACACCGAGAAACAGAAGAAGUGCAAGAUGGUAUCUUCUGCAUUUACAUGCUUGGACAAUAAUAUCGGAUGUGCUCAUCGGCGGUCUCGUUUGCCCGUACAUGUUUUUCCCGGUGCUCGUCGGAAUUUCGGUUGGAGUGUUCAGUUGGUUUUCAGUUCCCGUGUGGAUUCAGGUGUUUUGUGCACAAGUUGGAUUGGGCGGACUGGCCACUGCAAUAGUGAUGCUUUUUGAGAAUCGUCACAAUACUUUGGUCCGUGGAAAAUUCAAAAUCGAAGCUGAUUGGAUUCGAUACACAUUCUAUGGAGUCAAUGGAAUAUAUGCACUUCUAUUCCUUCUUCCUGUCUACUUCAGAAUACCGGAUCCAGUAUGGGCGAAACCGAUUCUUCUAAAAAUACUUCCAUGCCCUCAUCCAUCAUAUUUCCAAGAUAAUGUGUUCGUUUUUUCAAUGGAAAUCUCAACAGUUACUGGUUCCGCAGGAGUUUUUCUUCUGUUUUUUCUUGCUGAAGUCUUUAUUCUUUGUAUUCAUUCAAGUUAUUUUUUACUCAGUCUGAAAACUCACAUGUCUGCGGCAACGAGAAAAUUACAGCAAAAGUUUUUUGUUGAUAUGAUAUUUCAGGUCUCUGUUCCAGUCGGAGUUAUUGUACUACCAAUGUUAUAUUGUUUUUAUUCGAUUGUUUGGCAGCAAUACAAUCAAAUGCUCAACAACAUUGCGAUCAUGUGUAUUUCUCUACACGGAAUGGGCUCAACAAUCACAUUAAUCUGGCUGAAUCCGACAUAUCGCGAGUUCACAUUGUCUUUCAUAACUUGUUUCAAAUAUGAUCCAAUGAUUCGAAGAAGUUCCGUGAUGACCGUGUCACCCGCUACAAUAACACAACAACAUUCUCCGAAAUUUUGA